Messenger RNA from Lobosporangium transversale, 416 nucleotides. RefSeq lists its product as hypothetical. The record is from RefSeq and is a predicted model, not a curated record. The transcript is spliced from 2 exons. The coding region runs from base 27 to 416 and encodes 129 amino acids. Lineage: Eukaryota; Fungi; Mortierellomycota; Mortierellomycetes; Mortierellales; Mortierellaceae.
UUCAUCCAGCUAGCGGUGCUGGUGCAAUGAAUGCAAUGCAGGAUGCAGUGGCUCUGGCAAAUUGGAUUAGUGUACUUGAUUCAACAGCAACCGACGAAAUAACAAAAGCCUUCAAAGAGUAUAGAGCAGAGCGUUACCCAGUUGCCAUGGCUACCUUUACAGAGGCACGAGCGGUAUCUAGGGAUCUAAAAGCCAGGAUUAUUCGCUACCUCACUAAAAAUAUGCCGAGCUGGCUCUGGAGCAUUAUGCUUAAGCGCAUGGUAGAAUCACGCCCCCAAGUCUCGUUCUUGCCACUGGUAGAGGACAAAGGGACUGUGCCACCCAAGUACCAACCAAGUCUUCAAAAGACAUUGGCAAUCAGGAAAGCAAGAGAGACUGCAGAAGCAAGUCGAGUAACCGCAGCUACAGCUCUCUAG